Aedes aegypti (yellow fever mosquito) is the source of this 3150-nucleotide messenger RNA. RefSeq names its product SOX domain-containing protein dichaete (gene Sox21b). Bases 923 to 2278 code for a protein of 451 amino acids. The transcript is spliced from 6 exons. The record is from RefSeq and is a predicted model, not a curated record. Lineage: Eukaryota; Metazoa; Arthropoda; Insecta; Diptera; Culicidae. Gene Ontology annotation, biological process: cell differentiation; regulation of DNA-templated transcription; anatomical structure morphogenesis. Gene Ontology annotation, molecular function: RNA polymerase II cis-regulatory region sequence-specific DNA binding; DNA-binding transcription factor activity, RNA polymerase II-specific.
GCGCUGCUCUCGGAACAGGUUCUCUCGGUGUUCGGCAAAUUCCUCGCUUCAGUUUCGCCCCCCGCUCUCACGAGCACUGCUCCAACGAACUUUGCACGACCCCUGGGUUCACUGGUUGUCGUUGUUGUUGUUGUUGUUCGUGCCACCGCCGAUGCUGCUGUAAACAAGUAUCGUUAAAUGUCAGUUACGUCGAAGGUUUUUGCAAGUUUGGAUGUUUUAUUAUCAAUUAUACAAACAACACAUACAGGAAGGGUUGCAUUGCCGGCGCGCCAAGAGCAAAAAUUUGAAGCUCAAUCGGUUCAUCGGUCGUGUCGGUUCUGGUGACACAAUACAAUAAAUAAAUCCACUUAAUUAGCCAUUCCGACGGUUACGGGUCGCGUUUAUGGUAUUGUUGCGAAAAAAAAAUGUCGCGCCAAGUGUCAUCGUGGCCAUUAUUGUGACAGUUACUCGUACAGGGGAGUAUUACAGCGGGUUCAACGCACUUAAUUUUAAGGUGCGCGAGUGCCGUCGCCGAAUUGGCCUGAAAAGCCAUCCCAAGCGAAAUCCUUGCGUUGUGUUAACUGGCCCAUGGUGUGAUAACAAAAAAGUGUCAAGUGAUUGCGAGUGAUGCGUGAAAAAUAUUCUAUUUGAAGAAAAAAGGAAAGCAUCAUCAAAUAACCGAAGAGAAUAAGUGCGCACUGAAGUGACGUGAACCCACAAUACCAAACGAGAUAGUUUGUUUAUAAAUAUCACACCCCGCCCUGUCGUCAUAAUCGGGAGGAUUCAGAAGCAGUAGCUGAACGGAAGCGCAAGCGGAGGACAACAACCGAAGAAAUAAAUAAACCCACGAAAUCCACUCGGCGAUUCGGGGUCGUCAUCGUCUCGGCUAUUGAGUGCGUCUGUGCAUAGUUGUAUGUGAAUCGGUCACAUCCAAGCCAGGAAAAUGAUGGAUCGGAUACCGUCACUGUCAAUACCGGGUUUAUCGCUGUCGCAUCCACUGUCGAUACCGACCUCGCAGAAUCUCACGAAUCAAUCAUCGCAUGCCGCGCUCAACUCGCUUAAUCUUCACUCGCAGAAUUUGCAUGCGGCUUCGGCAGCGGCGGCAGCAUCUGUCAAUGCCCUGCACGGUUCCCAAGGCGUUGGCAGUGGAGGAUCGGCCACGGCGCAGGCAGCGGUGGCCGCAGCAGCUAACCUGCACCAGAAUGUCGGCGGGCUGCUCAACGGAAGCGCUAAUAGCAAUGGUUCUCCCUACUAUUACAGCCUUUUGGGGCAAACGAUGAUGAAGAAACCUGCCGAAGAACACAUCAAACGGCCGAUGAACGCCUUCAUGGUGUGGUCCCGACUUCAGCGGCGGAAAAUUGCCCAGGACAACCCGAAAAUGCACAACUCGGAGAUCUCCAAACGGCUCGGAGCCGAAUGGAAGCUGUUGACCGAGGACGAAAAGCGGCCCUUCAUCGACGAGGCGAAAAGGCUACGGGCGAUGCACAUGAAGGAACAUCCCGACUACAAGUAUCGACCGCGGAGAAAACCGAAACCCAUCCGGCGCGAUGGCUAUCCCUAUCCGAUGACGUAUCCCUCCGUGCCGGUCGAUGCGCUGCGGGCAGGUGAGUGGAUGUCCAACUGCAUCACACCCAGCUACUUUGCACCGGGCGCUCCGUACCACUUAGGAAGUCAUUUGUCACAAACUAGUCCUCCCACGACACAGUCCUCCAUCGGCAGCCAGAUGGACGUCUCCAAGUUCGCCCUGGAUAGAAGCGCCUACCUAAACACAGCCGCUGCCGGAGCUCUGUACGAUUCGACAAAGUCACAAACCAACCCAUACAGCGCCUACCUGGAUCCGACGACCGUGCUGACCAAGGCGUACUUCGAUUCGAAAAUGUACCAAGAUCGUGCAACGGCAGCCGCCAACUAUGCAUUCGACAUUUCCAAAAUCUACGGCUCCACGCAGCAACAACAGCAGCAACAGCAGGCGCAUUCCCAAUCGCAGCAGCAAUCCCAUCAACAGCAGCACCAACUACACCAUCAGCACCAGCUAAACGGUGACGAUCGGGAACCAACGCCGCAGUUGAACGACGUCAAUGUAGACAUCAAACCCCAACUUGGGGAACAGGUGGACAGUUCACCGUUGCACAGCAACAGCUACGGGGUCAACAGUGCAAAUCUGCUCGGAGGCGGAGGAAGUUCCGCCGGGUUGUACCAGUAUUCCAGUGCAGGGCAAGGAGGUGGAGGAGUUGGGGGUUCCGGUGCCGGAGGUGGAGGAACCGGAGACUAUCGACGCCCUUUGACGGUCAUAUUUUGACCAAACUCGGAAGUGAUGGAUGAAAGAGAUUACUGAAAUGCUGCAUUGUGAGAUUGCAUAGCGCUGAACGAUAUGGAUCAACGAGGUUAUAUAAACGUACAUUGCCGUUAAAAAGUAUUAUAUGUUAUGAUUUUUCGAGCAAUCCUUGUUCAGGUUGCUUUCUCUAAUUAAAUCCUACUGCAUUGGAAACGAGCCGACAUUUUUCUCCUGUUCGGCUUGUUUUUUAACUCACCGGUAGGCACAUAGCAGGUAUAACGAUUCCCCCAAGCAACAUAAUGAUCCACAAUUCACCACACAGACACAAACAUCAUCCCAUUGAGCGAGGACACGAACAUUUUAGAUUAUGCUACACUUUUAGACCAGUUAUGCUUCAACAUAGGAUAAGAACUUGUGUACAACAAGGCACAGUGAUGUAGGUAAGAGCUCUACGGAUAGAAGACGAUCCACUCUGGCUGUACAGUUAAAAUACGAAAUAAAUUAUUGCACUCCCAUGAAGAAACAUAAACCUAGAUAUUAAGGCAUCUUUCAACGAUUGAAACUCUAGCAAAUGUGUUUUAGUUUAAGUUGAAAUUCUCCGAAAGAGCAAGCGUCGGUUGAAAUGGUUUUAACGAAACAUAUUGUACGUACUAAAACAUAAAAGAUAGGAUAUGCAGCAGAAUACUCGAGUUCUUGGAAUGAUUUCAAGAAAGAUACGACAUAUAAUAUUUAAUUGUGAAGUUCUACUGGAAGAUUGUUAAAUUAUUUCAAAACAUAUUUUCAUCAUCCGAAAGAUGGUGGGAAAAACUAACGCAAAUUAACUGUAUUAUCAUGAUAAAGGGUAAUGGAAACGAACAUUGAAUGCAACUGAAAUAAAACUGUAGGAUUACUCUCAA